AUGGACAAAGUUAAGAAACUUGAGGAAGAGUCUCGCAUUAAAAUCCUUCGGGAAGAAGUGCGUGUGCAAAACAUGAACAAGCUAAUCACCCUCCAGGGCGACCAUCCCUUAAUAAAUGUGUUUAAAAAAACGUACCAGAACCCUUCGGAUAAGGACUUCGAAAGAGCAGAUGAAUACGAUAGUGAAGCAGACCAGGCUGAGAAGGCCCUCUUCAUGAAGAUAAGCAGCAGGAUAAAUUUUGAUAACCACCAAAUCGACCAGUUUGAUCAGACCUCUCCCAUGUUUUACAAUUCAACUAGGUCUAAGUCAAAAUAAAAUGUCUGAGGGAGGUAUGACAACUAGGGAUUUCGGAGCAAACACUAGGAAGCCACGCCUAGGUAGCACUCUCAGUAACUUCAGGACACUCAAGAGUCGUAGCAGUCGGAAAUAUAGCGGCAGUCUGAUGAGCAAGAAUGAAAAUCAGAGAAUGCCGUCCAUAAGGCUUCAGACACCUCUAGUUUCGAUCAAGUCUAAUGUAGUUUACACUUCACCAAGAGAAGCAUUCAAGAUGCUCAAUUCAAAUAAGAUUAUCAAGAAUGAAUUCAAUAAGGUUGUUGAAGGGAUCCGGACUGAGAAGUUCAUGGAGUUAGCCAAAACGACCUCUGCUCCUAAUUUACGAAACAAAUUUGAGAACAACACUCCUAAACGAAUUCAGACGCUAAAGGACCUGAAAAUGAUCGGUACUGCUAGAAGGAGUUACAGGAAGCAACCUAAGAUAAGAAUUAGCCAACUUCCUGCAUAUGAAGGUAAAAGAAAGACUGUAAAAAUGGAUCCUAAGGCUUUGAGAGCAGGAAUUGCUAGGUUUAUCCUCAGAAGUGUCAAGAGAUCCCUUCCUAAUUCUAUCCCUGACAAUCCUUUUACCAAGAUUAUUCAGAUGCCUCAGAUGAUGGGGUUUGAUAAUAGAACAAUGAGCAGUCAGUUCUCUGGGAAAGCUCCACUGUUCUACUGGAAAAUCAAAAAUAUUUCCUCUUGGUCUCCCAACAGUCGAGAGCAAGCAGCUUGUGUCUUUUGAGAGGAGUGAAUAGUUCUUAUUGGAGGUCUUAAUUCUCGCAUGCUACAAGAUGUAAAUGUCUUCAAUGUCCAAAAAGGGAAAUGGUUUCCUCUCAAAUUUAACAGAACUGAUGCACAACCUGAGCCGAGAUAUGGCCAUACAGCUGUAGUCUAUGGCUCAAAUAUCUAUGUUUAUGGUGGAUACAGACGCUAUGUUGAAAGUUUUAAGAUCAGGGAAACCUAUGGUGACAUCUACAGUUUCAAUACCAGCUAUUUGAAAUGGGAAAAACUCAACUGAAAUGGAGAAAUAACGUUCAGAAGAAACCACAUCUGUGAAGUAGUAGGUAACUAUAUGCUUGUCCACGGUGGCCUCAACCAUAAAUCUGAAGUGAUUGGAGACAUUCAUGCGUUUAACUUCAAAACUCAGUUUUGGCAGAAAAUAAAAAUGAAGAAGAACGGACCAGAUGCUGUGUCUCACCACAGGAGUUGUAUCGUGAUGCACCCUUAUAUGUUAAACAAGAACAAUCUUGAUUUAUUCAAGAGCCAUAUUCCUAUCAAAAAGUUGGAAAACCCUACUAUCAAAGAGAUGGGGAUUUAUGUGUUUGGAGGAACUACUUUAUCUAAUGAUUUAUGGAUCCUUAAAAUAGGGAUUCCAAAACCAUAUUGGAUAAAACCUAAAGUCCUUGGGAAAGCCCCUCCUCCUAGGUACGGCCAUUCCAUGCAUUUCGUUGGGUUUAUGAAUUCGGUCAUCAUUUUCGGUGGUAGAACUCCGAGCGAAGCUGAAGAGAAGAAUGUCAGUAAAAUCAUUUUGAAUGAUAUGUACAUACUCAGGACUAAUACACUCGAGUGGGUCCAAGUUGUGAUGAAGGGAGAUGUGCCUAAACCGGUCUAUUCUCACUGAUCUAUACUAUUUGGAUCAGAAAUACUCAUCUUUGGAGGAAUAAAUGACAACAAACUCAAUGAUAAUAACAUUAAUGUCUGAGAGCUCCAUCAAGUCAGAGCAAGAGAACUAGCAGAUAAUGACGAAAUGUUCAGAAUUCAACAAAGCAGAAUGGAAAAAUUCGAAAGAGAAAUGCUUGGAGCUCCUAAAGAUUCUUCAAGGUCUCAUUGUUCCAUUAUUUUGAAUGAUACCAAAUCUUCUCUGAAAAAGUCCAAUAAGAGCAUCAAAUCCCAUCAAAAAUUUGUGAGCUUCAUUAAAGAUGAGCAGCAAACUAGAAGAGAGAAAUUCAUUGCUGAGCAUGUUGACAAACUAGAAAAUGAGGAAUACUCAUUUUUGAAAGAUGAGCUCUAG
Molecule: messenger RNA, 2320 nt
Organism: Moneuplotes crassus
Lineage: Eukaryota; Ciliophora; Spirotrichea; Euplotida; Euplotidae
Source: the annotation of a GenBank genome assembly